Molecule: messenger RNA, 2202 nt
Organism: Lobosporangium transversale
Lineage: Eukaryota; Fungi; Mortierellomycota; Mortierellomycetes; Mortierellales; Mortierellaceae
Exons: 6
Coding region: 1-2202 (733 amino acids)
Source: RefSeq, a predicted model, not a curated record
AUGGAUCACACCUCUGAGAAGACAUCGCUAUCUUCAAAUGCUAACCAAGAGCAGCCUCAGACAGUGCUAGGGUCCACUUCUCCCAGCAAGGAUCAUUACGAUAAUGAUUCCCCAUCAAGUCAAGCGAAUCAAAGCCGUGCCUUUUGCCAAACCGUUGAAUCAGGUUAUUCGUUGCGACCGUGCACUAUGGAGGAAUCAUGUAGUAGCGAGCAGGCUCCAUGUUUGGCUAUUAGCGUCUUUGAAGAGAUGUCAAAAAAGGGAGAACAACAGCAACAGAAACAAUGCCAAGAGGAAAUAUCGUCGCCUGUUGUCGUACCCGGGUGUGGUUCUGUGAAUAAUCCUGAUUAUGGCGAGACGGCCGAACAUAGACGAGCGUCGCUUCUUCCCAAGCAAGGAACUAUAGAGGCCACAAUGGCUAUAAGUAUUUCUUUGGGACAACCAAACAUCGAAUCCCCCUCAAAUCGCUGUCGAAAUCAAGCCUUGCAUUCCACCGCUGCUGCUGCUGCUGCUUCUGCCACAGACAUUAUGAACAGCUGCUCUGUGGAAUCUAAACAAUCCAUUACUUUACCAUUUUCAAUAACAGCAACAGCAAUAACAACACCAAAGUCUGUAGUAACAUCGCUCAUAACACCCCCUCACAUCUCUACCAAAGGCAGCACCAUAUCAAUGAGACGGCACCUGAAUAUUUCAAUCCCCACCAUUCAUCUCGGCGGAGGGCUACAGGAUAUCAUAGGCGCUUUUGCUUCUUCGACAAUCAGUAACAAUUCGCCAAACCUGCGAGAACCAACUUCUUUCGAGGGUGUAGGCGGUGACAUUGUACCAUCAAAAGUUACGGAUGAAAAUGUCGAAUUGCUAGAGGUGAUAGAGCGAAUUGAUAUUGAUCGUAGAAAUACGUUCAGAAGGUGUGAAGAAUAUGAAGAGGAAAUGACUAGGGUCAGGGAACAGGCAGAGGAAAAGAGUCGGAAAUUCAAGGAAGCCGAGAAGAAAAUCAAAAGGCUUCGAAAAGCAGAGCGAAGCAAUGCCAGACGAUGUGAAGAAUUGGAGAAGAUUUGUCAGGAAAAGUGUUCAGAGAUUCAGAAAUUGGAAUCAAGAGCUAAAAGUGUUGCGAAAGAAAAUCCCCAAAAAUACAUUAAGUUGCAAGCCGAAGUAGACAAAUUGAAGCAGGAGCUUGAUAUCAAAACCAGGGCCACUUCGGAAACAAAGGCCAACGUUGAUCGAUUGGAACAAGAAAUUGUUCGCUGUAAGGAUGAGAUAGAGGGAUUACGGAACAGUUGCACGACCAUGAAGUGUGAACUUGUUUGGGUCAUGGACAAGAAUAUUAAACUUACUGAGCAUCUGGAGAAGCUCUGGAUGAAUACCAUGCAAGGUCAUGCCUCCGAAACCUCUAGUAAUCAUUCUUCCUCUGACGAGCUUUGUGCACAGUCCUUGCUGGACGAGCUCAGUGACAGUGAUCCCGACUUCUCUUUGGGAACAUCCAUUGAUGAGCGAGUUACGCGUGAUGACCAAAAGGAAAGUGAAGGUCCACAUCCUGGGAAUGAAAAUAUUAGUGCAUCUUCAGCUUGCGAUAUUCAUCUUCCUGAGGAUAGGGACUCUAUUGAAGCCAUUCCGAGCAAUUCUGAGAGCGAGAGUGGGAACCAUGGAGGUCAGGAUUCGCUUCCGGACGGUCCUUUUAUAACGCCUUUGUAUGCGCUAUUAGAAACACAGCCCACCGUGGAGGGAAGCUUGACAGAGGCUACGUCUUGUCCAUCAGAUAGUCCUGGGCCACAGUUACAAAGACAGAAUGACAUGGACUUAAACGAUUUAAGUGAGCCAUUAUCGCAGAUUUCCGGCCCCGAUGCAGCCACCAACACUGAUCUGAUCUGCUUCAACAGAAGCGAAAACGAAUAUGUUGAUGACGAGGUAGGAUCUCUGGACAGCACGCUUGGUAGUAUGGAUGACAUGUCUAAUACCACGGAUGAAAAUGAAGGACAACCACUACCUCAAGCGGAAGGGUAUUCAUCCUUCGUUCUGUUGGAUGCGGCUAGCGGUCAAUGGGCCUUACGAAUAUUGUCCAUUAUUCUACAGAACCAGCAGAGACAGGAUGAACUAUCUAUUCACAUCUAUAAUAGGCAGCAUUACCUAGAUCAAGAGAUCCAACAUGAUGCUUGGACUGUUCAACACCAUAUCCCAGAUAGGGCAGAGGGUGACUUGGGAGAUGUCUGA